AUGGGGCCUGCGUUGGUUGCAGCGGAUGUGACUACAGAGGAGGGUGACGUCACGCGAUGGCGAGUGACGUACCGCGUGUGGGACGCUGGAAACUACAGCGUCCUGGUCCAAUCAGAGUGCGACACGUUGGACUUUGCUCAUGAUUACUUGGAGCGAGUCAACAGCACGGGAUCACAUGUCAUGGCUCAGUGGGUCCUCACCGUCCUCCCAUCCACCAAGUCGUUCACCGAACCAGUCACCGAACCAGCUGCUGCAGCCGAAUCUCAACCCAGCAGCAAGUUCUUUCAUGAGGCAACGGACGGCCCAGAUUCGCCCUGUGACCAUUCCAUCCACGGCCGCUGGCUCUUCACCCCCCAAAAGCAAGCCUACACGUGGCAGCUCUACCCAUGCGCGCACCCCCUCCCCACCACCUCCCAAUGGGUCUACACCCUUCAAUCCCGGGGCAUUUCCGAGAUUAACUUUGUCGGAGAUUCCCACUUGCGAUUCCUCUUCCACCAUCUCUACUUCCUCCUCACUGGCAAGGCCAAUGCAUCUACUGUCAAGUUUCACGGAGAUAUCCGAUUGGUCGUGCCACCCCCUAGCCCGGAGCUGCUGCCCCUGAAGCUGAAUUUCUAUUGGAUCGGAGGGAUCUACGUCGACGGGCCUUUUGGCUGCGUGUAA
This is a messenger RNA of Closterium sp. Naga37s-1, 660 nucleotides long. NCBI's taxonomy places the organism in Eukaryota, Viridiplantae, Streptophyta, Zygnematophyceae, Desmidiales, Closteriaceae. The record is from the annotation of a GenBank genome assembly.